AGCGUGAAGGUUGUGAUUAUCAUGUGACCGGGAUAUUCUCGUCCAGCUCGCGGUUGUUAUUUCAGUCAAAAUGUCGUUCUGCUCUUUUUUCGGGGAGGAAAUCUAUAAAGACCAUUUCAAACCCGGAAUAUAUGUGUGCUCCCAGUGUGAACACCCACUGUUUUCGAGCAGGUCUAAAUAUCCCCAUUCGUCGCCCUGGCCUGCGUUCACAGACACCGUCCUAAAGGACAGUGUGACUAAAAUUAUGCAGUCCCACACAGCCUACAAGGUUCUUUGUGGCAAGUGUGGAAAUGGACUAGGCCAUGAGUUUGUGAAUGACGGCCCAGAGGAAGGUUUAUCACGCUUCUGAAUAUUUAGUCACUCGCUGACGUUUGCCCCGAAAGAUAAUUAAGCGAUAAGGCUGGCGAAUGCUAAUGUGAGGAGUGGGGGGUGUGAAGAUGUUCAGUAGCUGCUGAUGUUCGUGCACUAUUGGAUGCCUACUGCUUGAAGCGCACAGGGAAAAGCCCAGUGGGGAGCUUGUGCCCGGAUGUUUGUGGCCAUCCUGUUUUCAUGAAAAAAAUGAAGCAAUAAAUAUUUUUAGUAAAAAUAAAUAUAUUCAUGUGUUAAACAGUUGUUAUAACUUAUUACAUAUAAAAUGUAAUUUUAAAUAUUCAACGUUUUCUGGAAACGUGGACACAAAAUUAUUAAUGUUCUCAGGUUGUGUACUCAUGUAAGUUUAACGUAUUAUAGUUUGAUUCUGGGUUUUUACUUGUCUCCGUCUAGGCAUUAAUACUGAACAACUGUGUUGCACUUUAUAGGUAAAUGAAAUGUAUUCGUUGUAUGCUUUUUUCUUUAAAGAAUGUCGUUUUGUUGUCCAUUUUCUCGCUGUUUGACUGUAACGCCUAUAAAUAAUUUUUGUAACGAUAAAAAGGGGCACCUUGGUAAGUCGACCAUUACCUCCACUUCACGCAUUUUGCCUCCAUUACUAAUCAAUAAAAAUACUUUAAGACAUA
Molecule: messenger RNA, 992 nt
Organism: Electrophorus electricus (electric eel)
Lineage: Eukaryota; Metazoa; Chordata; Actinopteri; Gymnotiformes; Gymnotidae
Gene: msrb1b
Product: methionine sulfoxide reductase B1b
Biological process (GO): protein repair
Cellular component (GO): nucleus
Molecular function (GO): peptide-methionine (R)-S-oxide reductase activity
Source: RefSeq, a predicted model, not a curated record